Messenger RNA from Colletotrichum spaethianum, 594 nucleotides. RefSeq lists its product as uncharacterized. The transcript is spliced from 2 exons. The coding region runs from base 1 to 594 and encodes 197 amino acids. Lineage: Eukaryota; Fungi; Ascomycota; Sordariomycetes; Glomerellales; Glomerellaceae. The record is from RefSeq and is a predicted model, not a curated record.
AUGAGCAGCCUGCAAGCCCGCAACUUCUUCCGCCCCAUCAUCUUCGUCGUUGUCACCAUCCUCGUCCUCGUAUUUUGGAACCGCAACGGCGCUCCUCGAGACACCAUGGCCGAACAAGAGAACCAGCCCACCGGCGCCGCCCUAGCCAACCUCGCCGUCCGCAUCCGUCAAACGUCUACCUCCCCUCCUACCCUGGCACUCUCGGUCACGAACAAUCACGACGCCCCGCUCACGAUUCUCCGGUGGAAAACUCCCCUCGAUCCGCUGGCCAUCCAGGUCGGACUCGUCUCCAUCACGCCUGGGGCAAGACUACCCACCAUCGAGCUGCGACGGGUUAUGCCGCCGCCACCGGAUGAUCUCAUCACCCUCCAGCCGGGCGAGCGCAGGGAGCAGCAGGUGGUCCUCAAGGAGCCCAUCGUGCCGCUCGACCAGCUCGGCAAGACGGCGCGCGUGGCGGUCAAGGGCAAGUGGCAAACUGUGUGGCCCACGACGGCGGACAAGCUAAGCAAGGAGACUAUUGAGAAGUUGCAGUUCGGCGAUGGUGUUCUAACGGGUGAAUUCGAGAGCGAGGCGGCUGAUGUUGUUCUUCGGUGA